Molecule: messenger RNA, 945 nt
Organism: Oryza brachyantha (malo sina)
Lineage: Eukaryota; Viridiplantae; Streptophyta; Magnoliopsida; Poales; Poaceae
Product: 2-C-methyl-D-erythritol 2,4-cyclodiphosphate synthase, chloroplastic
Exons: 3
Coding region: 138-806 (222 amino acids)
Biological process (GO): terpenoid biosynthetic process
Molecular function (GO): 2-C-methyl-D-erythritol 2,4-cyclodiphosphate synthase activity
Source: RefSeq, a predicted model, not a curated record
UCUCGCCGUCCCCUUGCCGCAAAUAGCUCCGGCCUUCCGGCGCACACAAAAAAAGACAGCUUUUCCAGCAUUCCGCAGCCGAAAAAAAAAAGGCCCAAGCUUCGCUCGGUCGCUGUGCUAUCUCUCGCGACAACGCCAUGGCCGCCACCGGCUCCUCUCUCUUCCUCGCCUCCCCCGUCGCCACCGCGCCGAGAGCCCGCGGCCGGUCCACGCUCUCCGCGGCUUCCCCUGCCCGCCCGUCCCUGCGCCCCCGGUCGACGGCGGUCGCGGCCGCGGUCCAGGCCGAGCACCAGCCCGCGGUCGCCGCGGCGCCGAAGCCGCCGGCGCUCCCGUUCCGCGUCGGCCACGGCUUCGACCUCCACCGCCUCGAGCCGGGCCUCCCGCUCAUCAUCGGGGGCAUCGACAUCCCGCACGACCGCGGCUGCGACGCCCACUCCGACGGGGACGUGCUGCUGCACUGCGUGGUGGACGCGAUUCUUGGUGCGCUCGGGCUGCCGGACAUCGGGCAGAUCUUCCCGGACUCCGACCCCCGCUGGAAGGGCGCCGAUUCGUCGGUGUUCAUGAGGGAAGCUGUGAAAUUGAUGCAUGAAGCAGGCUAUGAGCUGGGGAACCUUGACGCUACAUUGAUCUUGCAGAAACCUAAAAUUAGCCCAUUCAAGGAGACAAUACGGUCCAACUUGUGUGACUUGCUCGGGGCGGAUCCAUCCGUCGUCAAUCUGAAGGCCAAGACGCAUGAGAAAGUUGACAGUAUAGGUGAAAAUAGGAGCAUAGCUGCGCACACUGUGGUUCUUCUGAUGCGGAAAUAGGAAAAUAUAAGUGUUCUACAAAAUACAGGAUUUGAAUUGUACCAUAGUGAACACGUUGUCCUUAUGUAAGUGGUUUAUCACUAUGAAAUUUUAGGGUGGAAAACAAUAAAACUGAAUGUAGUGAAAUUUUAUGGAUCCA